This is a messenger RNA of Schizosaccharomyces osmophilus, 1203 nucleotides long. RefSeq names its product GTPase binding protein Rid1 (gene rid1). Gene Ontology annotation, molecular function: actin binding; small GTPase binding. The record is from RefSeq and is a predicted model, not a curated record. The transcript has 4 exons. Bases 1 to 1203 code for a protein of 400 amino acids. NCBI's taxonomy places the organism in Eukaryota, Fungi, Ascomycota, Schizosaccharomycetes, Schizosaccharomycetales, Schizosaccharomycetaceae. Gene Ontology annotation, biological process: actin cytoskeleton organization.
AUGAAUACCCUACGUUCAUUUCGAAGAUUUCUAGGCUCUAGUUCUGAAGAAUCCGAUGGAAAUUCAAAUAUAACAUUAAUGCUUAGACAGGAAUCAGAGUCCCUGUCGCAAACGUCUUUGACGACUUCAGAAGAGUCGAAUCCUCAGUGCUUUGACAAUCUAAUUAAAGCUCAAGUACUUUCUUCUGAAGCUUCCAGAGGUUUACUGUCGUUAAAUGAUAAUGUUAAGCUAGAAAUCCUGAAUAGUCUGAAUGAAAAAAACAAAAAGAAACAGAGUCGGAUGUUGUCGUGGAAAAAGAAGAAAACGUCGUACAGCGAACCAAUUGAUUUUAUUUCCUAUAUCGUCAAUACUUCAAUCGAUUAUAUGGAUGAGACUAUAAUACAUAAACUGGCCCUUUUACUUCGAAAAGAGCAGAUCUUAUGGGUAACGUGUUUUAUCCACUAUGGGGGAUUCGGUGUAAUAUUCUGUAUGGUAGAGAAGAUUUCAAGGAUUGAGUGGAGAGAAAAUUUACAUGAUAUGCUUUUGGAUCGAUUUCUUCUCUGUCUCAAAGCCAUGUGCACAGUCCAGUUAGGGUUGGAAUGCUUAAUACGAUCCUUCUAUCACGUCCAGCAACUCGUUCAACUUUUGUUUUCAAAGAAGCAGCCUUCUGACUUUGUUACUCGAGAAGUCAUCAUUCAAAUAAUUAUCUUAUACCUAAAAGCACAUACUAAUAGAGAAGUCGGUGCUAAAACAGUGUUUUCGUUUCUUGAGGAUUCUGAAGAAGAAACUGAAGAAGUCGAUUUUAUAAAGGAGGCCCGCGUAAAGCGGCCAUAUAGAAAAUGGAUAAUUGAAUUAGAAUAUGUUGCAAAAAACGUGUUUUGGGUAUGGAAUCAUGAUCGGAAUAUCAUUGACUUGGAGCCUGAUCUAGAAGAACUUUAUGAUCCUCCGCUUGGAUUUAUUGAAGGCAUUGAGACAGAAGCAACAAGCUACAUCGCCUCACACAUUGAAUUAUCUAAUGAGCUAUUGGUCUCAUUAGAUAUAAAAGAUCGAAUGCAAAAGCGUCUUGAAUUACAAUUUAGUGGAUUAGAGAGAAUUAUGGCAUUGAGAUUUCGAAAAAGCAGUCAAAAAUUCCAUAAAAAACUUCAUGGUUCUUUACGUGAAUGGGUGAAAGCUGCCCGAGCCGAUAAAUGGCCUUACAAAUUCGUCCAAAUGGGUUCUACCUAA